Molecule: messenger RNA, 3246 nt
Organism: Dreissena polymorpha
Lineage: Eukaryota; Metazoa; Mollusca; Bivalvia; Myida; Dreissenidae
Product: sodium-dependent proline transporter-like
Exons: 17
Coding region: 191-2413 (740 amino acids)
Biological process (GO): sodium ion transmembrane transport
Cellular component (GO): membrane
Source: RefSeq, a predicted model, not a curated record
GCUCUAAUGGUUAAGUUUACGCGAGCAUUGACCUUUUAUAUGUUAAACUGCAUACCCAAAAUAUUGCUUUAAAUUAGGAAAUUGUUUAUCCAAUCAUUACGAUGGCAUACAUUUCAAAUUGUGUGAUGGAAGUUAUUUCACAGGAUUAACACAGUUUUUAUUACUACAUCGUUUGUACAGGCGUUCCACAAUGGCGGACAGGUACUCCGUGAACUCGACCGGAUCAGAGACCGGGCCUGUGAGCAAGAUCAGUGGGACGCUGGACGAACGCCCCGGCGGUCCCCAUGCCAACCUGGCCUUCGAGGCCGCUGCAUCCAGGACGACAUUAGAUACUCAGCAGACGACGGGCAGUCGACAGGAACUGUAUGGAGUGGACGAAAACGAGGAACGCGGAAACUGGACCGGUCGCUUCGACUUCCUGUUGUCCAUGCUUGGUUACGCCGUCGGACUCGGCAACGUCUGGCGUUUUCCGUACCUGUGUUACAGAAAUGGUGGCGGUGCAUUUCUGAUACCGUUCGCCAUUAUGAUGUGCAUUGUGGGAGUUCCGCUGUUUUUCUUGGAAUCCUGCAUUGGCCAGUUCUCAAGCAGAGGGCCGAUGACUUGUUGGGGAUUCGCUCCUCUUUUGAAAGGUGUUGGUAUUUCUAUGGUGCUGGUUUCCGCGAUGACGGCCCUCUACUACAACAUGGUACUCGCCUGGGCGUUCUACUACAUGUUUGCCUCGUUCACCAGCAAGCUGCCCUGGUCUGAGUGCGAUAAGAAACUCAUGAAGGCAAACGAAUGGUGUUCUGGCAUUGUGGCAAGCGUUGCGUGCAACGAUAGCGUCACAGUCAAGGCGCCAAACGGCACGUGCUGGGAUUCCAAGGGGGGCCUACUCGGCGUCUACGAUGACACGCUGCUGAAGACAAUCGCAGGAAUAUACAGACGAUCGCCGGCAGAAAUAUAUUGGAACAAUGUAGCUCUAGACCUCAGCCCCGGUAUCGGCACAUUCGGUCAGCCCAAGUGGUACCUGGCGCUGUGUCUGCUGGUCGCAUGGAUCGUCGUGUUCCUCUGUCUCAUCAAGGGAAUUAAAUCAACCGGCAAGGUUGUUUACUUUACGGCCCUGUUCCCCUACGUGGUGCUGACAAUUCUGUUCUUUCGAGGGGUGACCCUGGAGAACGCAGGAGAGGGUGUCAAGUUUUUUAUAGUCCCAGUCUGGUCAAGGCUGCUGGAUGCUCGAGUCUGGAAGGACGCCGCCGUGCAGGUUUUUUUCUCACUCUCUGUCGCCGGUGGUGGCCUGGUGACGCUGUCCAGCUACAACCGUUUCCAUAACAACAUACUCAAGGACUGCGUUAUUGUCGUUGUGGGUGACUUCUUUACGAGCAUCUUCGCCGGAUUUGUGAUUUUUUCCUAUAUCGGCUUCAUGGCGGGAAAGCAGGGCACCACCGUCGACAAGGUCGCACAAGAAGGUAAGCAGGGCACCACCGUCGACAAGGUCGCACAAGAAGGCGCCGGUCUGGCGUUUGUCGUGUACCCGGAUGCGGUCACCAACCUGCCGGCGCCCCCGUUCUGGUCCAUCCUGUUCUUCUUUAUGCUGAUCACGCUCGGCCUGGACAGUCAGUUCGCGAUGGUUGAGACGGUAUUGACAGGCUGCCUAGAUCAAUUUCCGGUUCUGCGGCCCAAGAAGACGCUGGUCAUCUUGGUCGUCUGCUUCGUCUUCUUCCUCUUCGGUCUGCCACUCACGUGUCCUGGUGGUGUAUAUUUGUUGCAAAUAAUGGACAACUUCGUUGGAGGAUGGACGUUGCUUAUAAUUGGAUUGGCAGAGAAUAUUGCUGUCGCGUAUUUCUAUGGCGUUCCAAGAUUCUGCAAGGACUUGGAAGUCAUGCUAGGAUACAAACAGAACAUCAUAUGGAAGAUUUUUUGGUAUGCAGUAAGCCCCAUAGCUGUAAUGUUCAUCUUCGUGUUCACCUUCGUUGACUACCAAGCCUCCACGUACGGGGACUACCGGUUUCCGGGCUGGGCGGACGCCAUCGGGUGGCUCAUGGCUGUGUUCGUCAUAAGUCCCAUCUUCAUUACAAUCUUCUAUAAAAUAUGGAAAGAGGACGACGAAGACUCAUUUAUAAAGAAAGUGAAGACGCUGAUGAUGCCUACGCGGGAGUGGGGCCCGUAUCUCGUGAAGCACCGGAAGUUGAUAGAGGACGAGGGGUACGUGGCGGGCUUCGUCGUGGACCCCUACGCCGAGAAAGAAGCGAACGAGGGGUCCUCCCAAAGACAUUUCACACUGUCCAGCCUAUCGAUCAACUCGACUAUAUCCCGCGGUACCAGCAAAGGCUCAUUGUCUUCCAUAGCCCGUCCUAACCGGAACGGCACCGGCAAAUACGGCAAUGGUUCAGUUGCAUCUCAACCGUCUAUUAAGUCUAUAGAAUCUAAUGUUUAGGUGUUCAUGUUAUUAUUCAUUAUACAUAUGUUCUUAUUUAUCAUACAUCAAACGUGAUCAUGACCGCUUUAUCAUGAACGACACGACUCUUAUUUAUCCUUAUGUUAGUCCUGACCUUUUUAUGAACUUUUGUAAAUACAUGAAAAUACACGUAUUAUGUAUUUUUUAACAUUCCUUUGUACAUAACAUAUUUUUUUAUACGUGCAAUUCCUUUGUAACCCAUGUUAACAUACAUAGAUCAAGAUCAAAUAGAGCCAUUCCCAUCCGACUUAUAACUGUACAUAUUGAGACGUGUAUACAAGUGUUUCUGUUUACGAAAAUAGCUAUGUUCUUAUUUCCGAUUUCGAAUAUAUGAAAUAUUCUAGAAGUAUUCAUUUUGUCUUUACCAUGCACAGGAAUGAUACCAUUAUAAUAAAUGAUGAUGGAUAUUUUUUUACAUGUAGUUCUUUCUGUCAAACCAGGUCAAACACUACUUUCAGUAUUAUUGCUUUAUACAUUUAUAAGUACCGGUAUAUCUCACACCAUAUCUAACUGGAAUGUUUUAACCGUGUGCCAUAGAGCACGGGUUUCCGACUGGACUCUGGCUCAAUGAGCCUUCUGGAUAAGUGUAUUGCAUGUUAGGUGAUAACAGGGUAGUUCUCUCUGUAAAACCCGGUCAAACAAGCUAACAAGACUUGCAUUUCUAAUGUUUUACAUGUAAGCAUAAAAUAUGUAUCAUUAACAGUGCACCAUAAGCGAACGUGCGAAAAUAUAUCUUACACAAAUCUUUGUUAUGAUUGUGUUUGAUUGUGGAGGAAAUUAUGAAUAUUUUUAUAUUAAAUUUUGAAACUUGU